Messenger RNA from Vigna radiata var. radiata (mung bean), 516 nucleotides. Its product is annotated as RING-H2 finger protein ATL73-like. The transcript has a single exon. Gene Ontology annotation, molecular function: transferase activity. The record is from RefSeq and is a predicted model, not a curated record. Gene Ontology annotation, biological process: protein ubiquitination. Lineage: Eukaryota; Viridiplantae; Streptophyta; Magnoliopsida; Fabales; Fabaceae. The coding region runs from base 22 to 516 and encodes 164 amino acids.
GUAUGUAAAAGAUUGUCGAACAUGAUGGGUGAAACUGAGUCUGAGAGUCCCUUGGGUGCACCAAGCAUGAGCCCUAUGAGAACAGGAAAACCAUGCAGCCCAUCAGAGCACAGCAUAAGUUUGAUGGUUAUUUUGGCAGCCAUAGUGUGUGCCUUGCUAUGUGCUCUUGGUCUGAACACAAUGUUGCAAUGUGUGUUCCAAUGUGCGAAUCGUGUUGUGACGGAACCCUUUCAAUGGAUUGCCUCAAGGAGACUGAAUUCAGGGCUGAAGAAGAGAGAAGUGGUGGCUCUGCCAACGUCGACCUACACUCAUUCUGGUGGCUCUCCGUGUAACUGUGCCAUUUGCUUAUCAGAGUUCUGUGAUGGGGACAGCAUAAGGUUCCUCCCAAACUGCAAUCACCGUUUUCAUGUUCACUGCAUUGAUAAGUGGCUCUUUUCUCACUCUUCUUGCCCUACUUGUAGGACCCUCCUCAAGUCUACUCAUUCACUACACUCCUUGCAUGUUAUAGUAUCAUAG